Procambarus clarkii (red swamp crayfish) is the source of this 645-nucleotide messenger RNA. Lineage: Eukaryota; Metazoa; Arthropoda; Malacostraca; Decapoda; Cambaridae. The record is from RefSeq and is a predicted model, not a curated record.
AUGCCCAAACCGUCUCUGAACGUUCUUCUCAGUAUUGAGACAUCGUGGGUGUUGAUGUGGGUGAUAUGUGAGGAUGGGGACGGGGAUGGGGACGGUGAUGGGGACUGGGACGGGGAUGGGGAUGGGGACGGGGAUGGGGACGGGGACGGUGAUGGGGAUGAGUACAGGGACAGGGACCGGUACAGGGACAGGAACCGGUACAGGGACAGGAACCGGUACAGGGACAGGUACCGGUACAGGGACACGUACCGGUACAGGGACACGUACCGGUACAGGGACACGUACCGGUACAUGGACAGGUACCGGUACAGGGACACGUACCGGUACAGGGACACGUACCGGUACAGGGACACGUACCGGUACAGGGACAGGUACCGGUACAGGGACACGUACCGGUACAGGGACACGUACCGGUACAGGGACACGUACCGGUACAGGGACACGUACCGGUACCGGGAGAGGUACCGGUACCGGGAGAGGUACCGGUACAGGGACAGGGACCGGUACAGGGACACGUACCGGUACCGGGACAGGUACCGGUACAGGUACCGGUACAAGGACAGGUACCGGUACAGGGACAGGUACCGGUACAGGCACCGGUACAGGGACAGGAGCGUGGAGCUGUGUAUGAGAAUCUGGGAAUAA